Zingiber officinale is the source of this 1924-nucleotide messenger RNA. RefSeq names its product cytochrome P450 94A1-like. Gene Ontology annotation, molecular function: monooxygenase activity; oxidoreductase activity, acting on paired donors, with incorporation or reduction of molecular oxygen; heme binding. The coding region runs from base 117 to 1727 and encodes 536 amino acids. The record is from RefSeq and is a predicted model, not a curated record. Lineage: Eukaryota; Viridiplantae; Streptophyta; Magnoliopsida; Zingiberales; Zingiberaceae. The transcript has a single exon.
AUGGGUUUCAAUUUCUUUAAAGCCGACGCGUUGUCGGUCCUCUGCGUUAUCACCAGCAUCUUUCUCCUGGAUCGUUCAUUCACUUUGCGAGAUUAAUUGCAGCAAAGCUCACGAUCAUGUUCAUUGCAACGUUGAUGGAGCUUCGAUUCCUACCGCCUCAAUCCCAAUCCAUUCUCCUCUUCCUCUUCUCCCUCUCCAUCCUCUACUUCUUCUUCUUCAUCUUCCGUCGCUCCACUCCCGACGGCGUCCCGGCGUACCCUCCCGGCCUCGAGCCGUAUCCUCUCCUCGGCCACCUCCCCCAGUUCGUCAAGAACCGUCGCCGCCUUCUCGAUUGGUUCGCAGAGUGCAUCGCGGCUACGCCCUCCAAUUCCUUCGUCCUCUGCCGCCCUGGCGGCGUCCGUGGCCUCAUGACAGCCAACCCCGUCCAUGUAGAGCACAUCCUCCGCGGCCGCUUCGAGCUCUACCCCAAGGGACCCCGCGUCACCUCCUUACUCCAUGACUUCCUCGGCGACGGCAUCUUCAAUUCCGACGGCGAAUCGUGGCGCCUCCAGCGUAAGACUGCCAGCUUCGAGUUCAACACUAAGUCGCUCCGCUCCUUCGUACUACGCGUCGUCCGCGACGAGCUCCUCGCCCGCCUCCUACCCCGCCUCAACCAAGCCGCAGCACAAGGCGUUGUCCUCGACCUCCAGGAUCUCCUGGAGCGCUUCGCGUUCGACAACAUCUGCAAGGUCGCCUUCAACCAAGACCCCGCCUGUCUCUCCCCCGACACCGCCACCGCAGCGCAGGACCCCUUCUCCUCCCGCUUUGCGAGCGCCUUCAACGACGCCUCCGACAUCACCUCCGGCCGGUUCCGAUACGCCGUGCCGAAAUUCUGGAUGGUGAAGAAGCUGUUCGGCGUGGGUUCAGAGCGCCGUCUCAAAGAGGCGAUUACUACCGUGCACGAGUUCGCCGUGAAAACUAUUCGAGCAAAGACGAAAGAGAAGCAGACAUACUCUGUUUCGAAGCCAUCUUCUCUGUUCAAAGCAGAUGAUUUGCUAUCCCGCUUCGUGGCCAACGAGGACCACUCCGAAGACUUCCUUCGAGACAUCGUCGUCAGCUUUAUGCUCGCAGGGAAGGACACCACCUCCUCCGCCCUCACCUGGUUCUUCUGGCUCCUUUCCUCGCACCCCGAGGUGGAGGCCAAGAUCCUGGCCGAGAUCAAGUCCAUCCGCGCGCGCCGCCACUCCUCUGACGACGAUGAGUUCGGCUUCGAGGAUCUCCGCGAGAUGAACUACCUGCAUGCCUCCAUCACGGAGUCGAUGCGGUUGUACCCUCCGGUGCCCUUGAACUCGCUUCACUGCCUGGACGACGACGUGUUCCCGGACGGGACGGCGGUGAAAAAGGGGUGGUUCGUGUCCUACUCGUCGUAUUCGAUGGGGAGGAUGGAGGCCUUAUGGGGGUCGGAUUUCGAGGAGUUCAAGCCCGAAAGGUGGUUGGAGGCGGAGACUGGGUCGUUCCGGCCGGAGAGCCCUUUCAAGUACCCAGUGUUCCACGGGGGGCCGCGGAUGUGCCUAGGGAAGGAGAUGGCGUACAUCCAGAUGAAGUCAAUCGCGGCGUGCGUGCUGGAGAGGUUCGUGGUGACGGUGGCGAGGGAAAAGGAGGCGCCGCCGCCGGAGAAAAUGGCGACUCUGACGCUAAAAAUGAAGGGCGGCCUGCCGGUGCACGUGAUGGGUAGGCAGAACUGCUAGCGCUGAUUGCGUGGUGGGGAUUGCCUGCAUACCCAUCAUAAUUUAUUAUGAUCCUAAUACGAUUAUUAUAAAUAAUAUUUAAUAACAGUUUUAUAUCAUAUUUUAUAUUAUUUUAUAUUUAUUAUUAUAAACUAGCAUGAAAACACCAAUGUAUUGUAAGGUUGUACCAAUAGAUCUAAAUAUUAAUAAUUAUUGAA